Molecule: messenger RNA, 809 nt
Organism: Fusarium odoratissimum NRRL 54006
Lineage: Eukaryota; Fungi; Ascomycota; Sordariomycetes; Hypocreales; Nectriaceae
Exons: 1
Coding region: 1-336 (111 amino acids)
Source: RefSeq, a predicted model, not a curated record
AUGCUGCGCCCGCGCCGUCGUGCCGUCGCUCCUCUGGUUCUCUUGUUUUAUCCUCAUUCACUCAAAGCUGAAGAUCAUACGUCAUGUCUCUUGACAAGGAUGGCAAGGCAUGACAAGUCGACAAGCUUUCACCAAGCCUUGAUCGUCGGCCCGCCAUCGCCAUUAGGCAAACGGUCUGUGGGUGCAUCAAGACUGAUUGACCGUCACUUCACUUCAGCUGAUUCUCAGAUUUCAGAUUUCAGAUUUCGGUUUUCAGUUUUCAGCCAUCAUUUCCGCUUCUCACCGCAACAAGAAUACUCAACCAAUAUCAACAUCUGCAGCCAAGACGCACGUUGAUCACGAGCCUAACCGAUAAUGCCCGCAUGGCAUGGCCUCGACUGGUCUUUGGUCUUGACUGUCCCUCGUGUAGCUCAUUUUGGCGCUCCCUUAAAAUGGCGGUGCUUAUUAGUGAGUGACACCAGAUCAUCACCUUGUUAUCCACUGAGGAGCUCCCAUUCAAGCGAUUUAUGCCAUUGGGCCAACUUAGCUGCCACGUCAAAUCUCUGCUCAUUUUGUCGUGUUAAUUGAGCUCCCCAUUCUUGCAGUAGCACAAAGGAUCUGUAACCGAUGCAGACGCAGGGUCUUUCCACCGUAUUUUGAACUGCCUAUCUCAAUAUGAGCUGGAGUUGGAAAAACUGCAUAGCAUUGUUGCCUUUUCAGUUCAGAAUUCAAGGGGGUUGCUAGAGGAGAUCACUUGAAAGCGAAAGGAGUUAAAUUGUUUCAUGAAACCAAACUAUUCACUUUGAGCAUACAUGCACCUCGGAAAGCUC